This is a messenger RNA of Marchantia polymorpha subsp. ruderalis, 1203 nucleotides long. The record is from the annotation of a GenBank genome assembly. Lineage: Eukaryota; Viridiplantae; Streptophyta; Marchantiopsida; Marchantiales; Marchantiaceae.
CGUGAAAUUCUGAAGGUUUUUUUUUUUAGCGCACUGCUUUCUCCUGCAGCUUUAGAGCCAUCACGCCGUGAAUGGUGCUGAUGUUCCCAGUGCAGUUGUAAAUUUCAUUCCACAGAUAAUACAGUUCAGGAUUCGCCGAAAGUCCCGAGAUGUUGGGCAUAAUUUCUUCUGUGCUGGUCUCGAAUAGCUCAAGAGCUCCAGUGAGAUCUAUGCAGACAUUCUCCAUGGCCAGAAUGGAAAACUGCAUGAAGUUGUCAUUCGAAAACCGACUUUUGAAGCUUCCCAUCUGCUUCGGUACGAUUCUCUGCUGUAUCUGAGAAACGUCUACAUUGCGCAUCGUCAGAAAGUAAGCCUCCUCUAUCGUCACAUGGCGCAAAGAUUGCAUCUCCCACAUGUGGUUAGGACGCGAGAUCCAUGAGACUUAGCUGAAGACUGGGAGCAGAAAUACGAGGAAGUGGGAUCGGACGCGAACGAAUUGUGUGAGGAAGUCGCGGAAGUAGCAUCCAGGGAGAUUUUAUACAUGCCGGGCUUCGUAGUAUUAAGAGUGUUGAAGUUGCGCUGAGUGAGAUGAGUCCGAAAUCGAGAAGUACCACAGCGAGAUAACAGAUCCUCGAGGUCCACAUCAGGCUCAGAUUUGCUGAAACCUCACCCAUCGACAAAGGUAAGCUCACCAUCUCACCUUCGGCCCAAUCCUUCGACCCUGCCUAUCAUCAGAGCUCUGCCAUCCGCUUAGUGUUGGUUUCGUGCACGGUUUGAGACGUUCUCGACACAGGCUCCUCUGGAUCGAUCCAAAGGCCUUCUCAGUGGCAACUUUCUUGCAGUCAGGGAGAGAUUUUGACGUCGUUGUCUUCAACAACAUCAAUUAGCAAGACUAAUCAUUCAAAUUUCGAACUGGCGACGGCCCUUGAGCGUUUUAUACCAUGGUUUUAGUACUCUCCGACUCCUUACAUGAACAACAUCUGAUGGGUCCAAGAAGAGCCUUGCGGAAAAGAUUCGUAUUCCUCUGAUGCCCAAGGUUACAGAUCAGAAUGAUGGUCUCGGACGCUUUGGCGGACGAUGCGACGUGUGGAUAGUAAGUGAAACUCCAGGAUCCGAAACUUUUUGAGAAAUGGUAAUGAAUCUCAGCAAGAACAUCUCAUCUCGUCAGAAGCUUAAUCAUCCGCAAGAUCUCCAAAGUGUACAACACGACUUCCUCGAUUGACG